Molecule: messenger RNA, 2427 nt
Organism: Symphalangus syndactylus (siamang)
Lineage: Eukaryota; Metazoa; Chordata; Mammalia; Primates; Hylobatidae
Gene: MATK
Product: megakaryocyte-associated tyrosine kinase
Biological process (GO): protein phosphorylation
Molecular function (GO): ATP binding; protein binding; protein tyrosine kinase activity
Source: RefSeq, a predicted model, not a curated record
UUGUCUCUGUCUCCUUACCGGAGAGAGACUCCAGCCAAGGCUGUGGGGACAGAGGGAAGGGACAGGGGAAGGGGCACACCCUGGCAGGCCUGGCAAUCUCAGCAGCCCCUGGUGGGAGGCUCCUCGUCCCCUGCUGUGAACCCCAGGCGGUACCUGCAGCCCCACUUCCUUCCUUAGGCCCUGGGAGAGGCGGCUCUCGGAAGCCUCCCACGCACAGUUCCCGUUCCCAUCCCUAGCUCCCAGGGAAGGCAAACAGGAUUCCCACCACCAGGUGGUUGAAAACCAGCCCCGCUGACAAAGAGUUAAGUCGGCCCUCCUAGCAACUCCAAAAAACCAAGUUUAGGCGGCGCGACAGCAAAAUCAAGCAGUUGGUUAGCAAAGGGAUUCGGUGCAGAUGGAUGGACCGUCUGGGCUACGGAGCCCACGGGCCUGAAACGCAGUCGCUCCUGACCCGUCCUCCGCAACCCUCGUCCCACCGGGCCGCGGUCCCCGGAGCAGGCCGGCGGGUGGCGGGAAGACACCAGGCUGCAGGGGGCUGGAGAAGCAACACCCUUCUCCCUCCCCGCCAGAGAACUGGAGCGCGGGGACCUCUGCUGCGGAUGCUGGCGGCGAGCCGGGUUGCUAGGCGACAUUGAGAGAGGAAGAGGAGAAAGUCUUCAUGGGGUGCUAGAGCAUCUUAAAUGUCCCUCUCAUGCAGGGACAGUUCCCUGCUAAACGAAGAGAAGGCGGACCUCGGCGAGGGACCUGUGGUCAGCAGCAGCUUCUGGUGAGCCCCCGCUUCCUCCGAGCCUGGCACCCACCUCCCGUCUCAGCCAGGAUGCCAACGAGGCGCUGGGCCCCGGGCACCCAGUGUAUCACCAAAUGCGAGCACACCCGCCCCAAGCCAGGGGAGCUGGCAUUCCGCAAGGGCGACGUGGUCACCAUCCUGGAGGCCUGCGAGAACAAGAGCUGGUACCGCGUCAAGCACCACACCAGUGGACAGGAAGGGCUGCUGGCAGCUGGGGCGCUGCGGGAGCGGGAGGCCCUCUCCACAGACCCCAAGCUCAGUCUCAUGCCGUGGUUCCACGGGAAGAUCUCGGGCCAGGAGGCUGUCCAGCAGCUGCAGCCACCCGAGGACGGGCUGUUCCUGGUGCGGGAGUCUGCGCGCCACCCCGGCGACUACGUCCUGUGCGUGAGCUUUGGCCGUGACGUCAUCCACUACCGCGUGCUGCACCGCGACGGCCACCUCACAAUCGAUGAGGCCGUGUUCUUCUGCAACCUCAUGGACAUGGUGGAGCAUUACAGCAAGGACAAGGGCGCUAUCUGCACCAAGCUGGUGAGACCAAAGCGGAAACACGGGACCAAGUCGGCCGAGGAGGAGCUGGCCAGGGCGGGCUGGUUACUGAACCUGCAGCAUUUGACAUUGGGAGCGCAGAUCGGAGAGGGAGAGUUUGGAGCCGUCCUGCAGGGUGAGUACCUGGGGCAAAAGGUGGCCGUGAAGAAUAUCAAGUGCGAUGUGACAGCCCAGGCCUUCCUGGACGAGACGGCCGUCAUGACGAAGAUGCAGCACAAGAACCUGGUGCGUCUCCUGGGCGUGAUCCUGCACCAGGGGCUGUACAUUGUCAUGGAGCACGUGAGCAAGGGCAACCUGGUGAACUUUCUGCGGACCCGGGGCCGAGCCCUCGUGAACACCGCUCAGCUCCUGCAGUUUUCUCUGCACGUGGCCGAGGGCAUGGAGUACCUGGAGAGCAAGAAGCUUGUGCACCGCGACCUGGCCGCCCGCAACAUCCUGGUCUCCGAGGACCUGGUGGCCAAGGUCAGCGACUUUGGCCUGGCCAAAGCAGAACGGAAGGGGCUGGACUCAAGCCGGCUGCCCGUCAAGUGGACGGCGCCUGAGGCUCUCAAACACGGGAAGUUCACCAGCAAGUCGGAUGUCUGGAGUUUUGGGGUGCUGCUCUGGGAGGUCUUCUCAUAUGGACGGGCUCCGUACCCUAAAAUGUCACUGAAGGAGGUGUCGGAGGCCGUGGAAAAGGGGUACCGCAUGGAGCCCCCUGAGGGCUGUCCAGGCCCCGUGCACGUCCUCAUGAGCAGCUGCUGGGAGGCAGAGCCUGCCCGCCGGCCACCCUUCCGCAAGCUGGCCGAGAAGCUGGCCCGGGAGCUACGCAGUGCAGGCGCCCCAGCCUCUGUCUCAGGGCAGGACGCCGACGGCUCCACCUCUCCCCGAAGCCAGGAGCCCUGACCCCACCCGGUGGGGCCCUUGGCCCCAGAGGACCAAGAGAGUGGAGAGUGCGGCGUGGGGGCACUGGCCAGGCCCAAGGAGGGUCCAGGCCGGCAAGGCAUCCUCCUGAUGCCCAAGGCAGGGGCUGGCCCGCGUAGGGGGCUCUGGGCGGCCCGUGGACACCCCAGACCUGCAAAGGAUGAUCGCCCGAUAAAGACGGAUUCCAAGGA